Messenger RNA from Drosophila kikkawai, 1109 nucleotides. It is a transcript of the gene Atx-1, whose product is annotated as Ataxin 1. NCBI's taxonomy places the organism in Eukaryota, Metazoa, Arthropoda, Insecta, Diptera, Drosophilidae. The record is from RefSeq and is a predicted model, not a curated record. Gene Ontology annotation, molecular function: RNA binding; protein binding. Gene Ontology annotation, biological process: regulation of DNA-templated transcription.
AAGGCGCCUGGCGCAACAGCCUGCCAGGCGCCGGACAAUGGUUAAAAUUCCGCUUAAGCGGGAAAUCUCUACCUGAGCUGAGGCAUACCUGUUGCUCUGAGCAGAUUAUGGCUUCAAAAAGCAGGCCUUAGGUACCCGGCACCAGCUGGGCUAUAUGAGUGGGCCACAUUCGUGGAAAUUCCGCGGAAAACACCUCGACUGAAUGAAUAUAUUUAUUGGUAUAUCAAGAUCCCAGUGCGGCUCAGUUGAGGCUAGUUGCUACGCGGAAGAACAAGUCAGGAGAACAUGGCCAGCUACGGCUACAGGAGGCAUCCCCAGCAGCAGCAGCUACCCAUCAAUCAGCCGGAGGUGAGCUGCUUUCAUCGCGGCUCUUACAUAGAGCUCUCCAGUGGAUCUCUGCGUCGUGUGGAGGACAUACGCACCGAGGACUUUAUACAGUCGGCUUUGCGCAGCCAGAUCUUUGAUCUGCGCGAGGCCACAGUGGUGCGUAUCGAUCGUGGUGGUCAGGGAGUGACCAUUACCUUUAGCUAUGACACCCAGCAUGACAAGGUGCUCAUGGAGGUGCAGCCGGGGCAUCCCCUCUUUGUAUAUGGCCAGGGCUGGGCCUCCUGCAAUCCCCAGUUGUCGCUGCAGCUGUACGAGCUCAAGUGUCAGCAGCUGCAGGUGGGCGACAUUUGUCUGUCGUUGGUCCAAAGGGAGGAGUUAGCUCCGCCGCCUUUGCCGGUGCCGUUGCCAGUGCCACCAUGUCCAAGGGCUGAGCCUCCACGUCAGCCAGUGCAGUAUAAUCCGCCGGCGGGUGCUUUGCCGCCACCGUUUGAGCAUCCGUAUCAGGUCUAUGCCCAAAUGGCCAACUUUGUGGCUGCCUACACGCAGCACAUGAUGAAUAAGCUACAGGAUUAGCAGGAUCAACUGAAGGGAGGAUAAUAAUUAAUCAAAAUAAAAUAUAAAAAAAUAAGAAAUCAUAAUUAUAGUAAAAAAAAAACAUAAAUAAAGCGAAUCAUGAAUAUCUUCAUUGAUAUUCUUAGGAGUUUGUCUUUAAAAGUAGUUUAAGAACUUUGUAAAUUGCUUCCUUUUUUUAUUUAUUUUGUUUAAUAAAAAUUAAAAAUGGU